This is a messenger RNA of Oncorhynchus masou masou (cherry salmon), 2304 nucleotides long. RefSeq names its product guanylate-binding protein 1-like. Lineage: Eukaryota; Metazoa; Chordata; Actinopteri; Salmoniformes; Salmonidae. The coding region runs from base 230 to 2140 and encodes 636 amino acids. The transcript has 10 exons. Gene Ontology annotation, molecular function: GTPase activity; GTP binding. The record is from RefSeq and is a predicted model, not a curated record.
CUUAGAAUCUGGGGUAGUUUCCCACAGCUGUUCCUGUUAUGAUGGAUUAUUGUAUAACUUUGAUGAUGAAAGAGUUCAUAAGACAGGAGUUCACUUUCACUUUCAGUGUCUGCAGCCUUUAAAUAGCCUGCUGCUUACUGCUUUUGCCAUCAUUGCCAAAUUGGUUUGCAGAGGAUCCUUGACUGUCAGCGAAACUACGAGUAUACUGAUCUUGUGAAGCCACUUGACCAUGGAUUCCCCAAUGUGCCUCGUUAAAAACACUGACGGAGAGCUUUGCGUAGAACCAGAGGCCAUCAACUACCUGAAGGGACUGAAACAGAAAGUCGUUGUUGUGUCUGUGGUCGGGCUGUAUCGCACCGGAAAGUCCUACCUCAUGAACAAGCUGGCUCAGAAGAGAAGUGGUUUUGCCCUUGGAGCCACCAUCCAGUCUAAGACUAAGGGCAUCUGGAUGUGGUGUGUCCCUCAUCCUGAAAAAACAGACCACACCCUGGUGCUGCUGGAUACAGAGGGGCUGGGGGACGUGGAGAAGGGGGAUUCUAAGAAUGAUGCCUGGAUCUUCUCGCUGGCCAUUCUGUUAAGCAGUACUCUGGUCUACAACAGUCGAGGGACCAUCGACAAUGAUGCUGUGGAGAAGCUUCAAUAUGUGAACGAGCUGACAGAGAUGAUCAAGGUGAAGUCUUCCACUGUCGAUGAGGAGGAAGGAGAGGGCACACAGUUUAUGCAGUUCUUUCCUAAUUUUGUGUGGACCGUCAGAGAUUUCACUCUACAGCUCGAGAUAGACGACAGAGAAAUCACUCCAGACCAGUAUCUGGAGAAUUCCCUGAAACUCAAGACAGGUACUAGUAAAAAGAUCAAUGUCUACAACGCUCCACGAGAGUGCAUCCGGAACUUCUUCCCCUCACGCAAGUGUUUUGUGUUCCCCUCGCCAACAACUCCUGACAACAUGCACCGACUGGACUCCAUGGACGAGGCUGAGCUUUCUGAACGCUUCAGAGAGGUCGCAGAUACUUUCUGCCGCUUCAUUUUCCAGGAGAGCCGUAUGAAGACUGUUAUAGGGGGACACACAUUGACUGGAGAGAUGCUAGGCCACUUGGUCAACACCUAUGUGGAGACCAUUGCCAAAGGCAAUGUGCCCUGUCUGGAGAAUGCUGUGUUGGCCAUGGCUAAAAUUGAGAACCAGGCUGCUGUGGUUGAGGGCCUGGCGGUGUACCUGAAGGGAAUGGAGGAUGUGAAGGCCUUAUUCCCAGUGGACAUCAAUCAGCUGUCAGAGAACCAUCUUCGCUCAGAGACCCAGGCCACAAAGGCGUUCAUGAAGCGAUCCUUCAAAGAUGAAAAUUGGGAAUUCUUGAAAGCUCUUGCGGAGGUCAUUAGCAACCACUCCGCCGACCUUUUCAAACAGAACAAGGAUGCCUCAGAGAAGAAGUGCAAGGAUCUUCUGGAGAAUCUGUCUGCUCAGAUGGAUCAGGGGAUGAAGGCGGGGACGUACGCCACACCAGGAGGCUAUGGGCUUUACUGCAAUCACCAUGACAACAUAGUGGCACAGUACCGGGCCGAGCCCAACAAAGGAAUCAGGGCUGAGGAGGUUCUGGAGCAGUUCCUGAAGGACAAGAGUGCAGAUUCCAACUUCAUCCAGCAAGCUGACAAAAAACUGACUGAAAAUGAGAAAGAAAUCCAAGCUGAGAAGAAGAAAACAGCUGAGCUGGAGCAGGAGAAGGCAGCAUUCAGGGAGCAACAGUCAGAGAUGGAGCGCACCAUUGAGAACAAUCGCAUUAGCCAGGAGAAGUACUUGAAGGAGAUGAAAGAGAAGAUGGAGGAGGAGAGGAAGCAACAGCAGCAGGAGUUCAACAGGAUGCUGGAACGCAGGAUGCAGGAGCAGAAAGAUCUCCUGGAGAAGGGCCAUAAGGAGAAGGCUGAGCUAAUGAGACAAGAGAUCUUGGAGAUUAAGAAGAGGGAUGAAUUGGAAAGGGAGGCCUAUAUCAAGAAUACCCAGAAUCAGAAGGCUCUGCUGGAUGACUACAAGAAGCAGGCUGAGGAACAGAAAGAACAGAUGGAAAUGUUAAUAAGGGUGAUGAACAAUAGACCACAGCCCUGCAUACAAGUUGUUGAAAGACUUCCUCAAGAAGCCUGUAUCCUAAUGUGAUCCACUCCACCUUGAAUUCCUGACUAUGAAAUGUAAACUGAUAUUGAGUCUUGAAGCGUUGAAGUGUUUGUCUUCUAUAGCCAUCAUUCUUUUUUAUCUAACCCUGCUGGUUUUCUAUGAAAGCUGAUGUGUAAAGGGCUUAAUAAAAACAUUUGAUUGAGUGA